AUGGAAGAAAAGGCCAGGCAACGAAACAACACUAAAAAGAGCCCCAAAAGCAGGAAUGAGUCUGAUCCUGGUCCAGAUGCUGGUUCUGAAGGGGGUGGAGUAGCGCUGAAGAAAGAGAUUGGGUUGGUCAGUGCUUGUGGCAUCAUUAUAGGAAACAUCAUUGGCUCAGGAAUUUUUGUCUCACCAAAGGGAGUUCUGGAGAAUGCUGGCUCCGUGGGCCUGGCUCUGAUUGUAUGGAUUGUAACAGGGCUCAUCACAGCCGUGGGUGCAUUGUGCUAUGCUGAACUUGGUGUUACUAUCCCUAAAUCUGGAGGAGACUACUCUUACGUCAAGGACAUCUUUGGAGGACUGGCCGGCUUCCUGAGGCUGUGGAUUGCCCUGCUAGUUAUCUACCCAACCAACCAGGCGGUCAUCGCUCUCACCUUCUCCAGUUACGUGCUGCAGCCACUCUUUCCCAUUUGUUUUCCUCCAGAGUCUGGGCUGCGACUCCUGGCUGGAGUCUGUUUAUUGCUUCUCACCUGGAUCAACUGUGCAAGUGUUCGAUGGGCCACCCGAGUACAGGACAUCUUCACAGCUGGAAAGCUCUUGGCCCUGGCCCUGAUUAUCGUCAUGGGGGUCAUCCAGAUCACCAAAGGACACUACUACUGGCUGGAGCCCGAACAUGCAUUUGAGAAUUUCCAAAAGCCAGACAUCGGCCUCAUCGCGCUGGCUUUCCUUCAGGGCUCCUUUGCCUAUGCAGGCUGGAACUUCCUUAAUUAUGUGACAGAAGAGCUGGUGGAUCCCUGUAAGAACCUUCCUCGGGCUAUUUUCAUCUCCAUCCCGCUGGUCACGUUUGUAUAUGUCUUUGCCAACAUCGCUUAUGUCACUGCCAUGUCCCCCCAAGAGCUCCUGGCCUCCAACGCUGUCGCCGUGACCUUCGGGGAGAAGCUCCUGGGGGUCGUGGCCUGGAUCAUGCCCAUCUCGGUCGCUCUGUCCACAUUUGGUGGAGUCAAUGGAUCUCUCUUUACGUCCUCCAGAUUGUUCUUCGCCGGAGCCCGGGAGGGCCACCUGCCCAGUGUCCUGGCCAUGAUCCACGUAAAGCGUCGCACUCCGAUCCCUGCACUCCUCUUCACGUGUAUCUCCACCCUGUUGAUGCUGGUGACCAGCGACAUAUAUACACUCAUCAACUACGUAGGCUUCAUCAAUUAUUUGUUCUAUGGCAUCACAAUCGCUGGGCAAAUUGUCCUGCGUUGGAAGCAGCCUCUUAUCCAGCGCCCCAUCAAGAUAAAUCUGUUGUUCCCCGUUAUCUACCUGCUGUUCUGGGCCUUCCUGCUGGUCUUCAGUCUGUGGUCCGAGCCUGUGGUUUGUGGCAUGGGCCUGGCUAUCAUGGUGACGGGUGUUCCUGUCUACUUUUUGGGGGUGUCCUGGCAACAGAAACCCCAGUGUUUCAAUGACUUUGUAGCUUCCCUGACCUUAGUGAUCCAGAAGCUGUGUGGGGUCGUGUAUCCUCAGAUGGAUGAGAACCCAUCGAGAGAGGAGGAAUCAAUGGAUGAAGUGAAAGAAUAG
Messenger RNA from Gracilinanus agilis (Agile Gracile Mouse Opossum), 1545 nucleotides. Its product is annotated as large neutral amino acids transporter small subunit 2-like. Gene Ontology annotation, biological process: neutral amino acid transport; amino acid transmembrane transport. The coding region runs from base 1 to 1545 and encodes 514 amino acids. The transcript has a single exon. The record is from RefSeq and is a predicted model, not a curated record. NCBI's taxonomy places the organism in Eukaryota, Metazoa, Chordata, Mammalia, Didelphimorphia, Didelphidae. Gene Ontology annotation, molecular function: L-amino acid transmembrane transporter activity; neutral L-amino acid transmembrane transporter activity. Gene Ontology annotation, cellular component: membrane.